AUGGCCGCCCCCCGCAUACUGUCGUACGCUGAGAUCGAUGCGCGGCUCACGGCCAAAGGCUCGCCGUUUGAGACGGCCGAGCUCGAGAUGAACGGCGUAAAGCAGAUCAUCUGGAAGAAUCAAAUCCCGACUUAUGGCCAUCUUUACGCGACUACCAUCGAGAAGUGGGCCGACCGCGUGUGCAUCUCCGCCCCGGUCGGCGACCCACACAAGGCGAUCGCCGGCGAGCGCGAGUACGUGACCUACCGCGAGGUCGGGGAGCGCGCAUAUGCACUCGCCGGCUGGAUGCUCGAGCAGGGCGUGGGCGCUGGCGACGCCGUCGCUGUCGGCGGUCUCAACACGGCCAAGCUCAUCAUCACCAUUGUCGCUAUCCAUCUCCUAGGCGGCGUGCCACUCGUCCUGAACGCCACACUCACCGGCGACGCACAGGUUCACUGCGCAACCCUCACUCGAUGCAAGCUCAUCCUGGUCGACGUCAAGACGGCCGAGGCGGUCGGGCCUGUGCGAGACCAGCUCGAUGCCCGGGGCGCAGGACCGACGUACUGCUGGGAAAGCCUCGACCUCCUUCCACCCGCCGCGCGCGCUGGGUGCAAGGAACUCGUCGUUAACCCUUCCCCGAAAUCGAUUGCCGAGGUGAAGAGCGGCCGUACCCGUGCAAGCGUGACACCUGACAGCGACGCAAACAUCUUCCUCACUUCUGGAACGACGAGCAUGCCCAAGGGCGUGCUGCUCACGCAUCGUAUCUCGAUGCACUCAAACACAUCCGCAGAGUUUCUACUCGCGCGACACGCCAUGCGUCUCGGUGCACCGUACGAGAUGGCCGUUGCGGCUGCGACGACGCCGCCGCCAGAGCAGGGCGUGCUCCUGCUCCCUGUCCCUCUCUUCCACGUCACCGGCUUCAUCGGCAUGAACCGCAACUUUGUCAGCGGCGGCAAGAUUGUUCUCAUGCGCCGCUGGGACCCGGACGCGGCCAUCGAACUCAUGCUCAAGGAGAAAGUCACGUCGAGUACUGGUGUCCCGGCCAUCUUCCAGGGUAUUCUGCAGGCGCGCGGCCUCACGGACAAACUCCAGCUGCAGGGGAUGAGCAUUGGUGGCUCCCUCCCUCCCGCUCGGCUGGCAGGCGACAUCCACAAGACAUGGCCCGACAUCUACAUGAUCGCCGCGUUUGGAAUGACAGAAACAAUCGGCGCGCACGUCACGCUUUCCGGCCCAGACCUCCGGCGCAAGCCCCACGCCGCGGGCAUUACUAUGCCGACGGGCCAGCUCAAGAUCGUAGAUGCGGAGACGCGCCAGGAGUGCCCGACCAACGUGCCGGGCGUCAUCAUGAUGAAGGGCUCGAACGUGUGCAAGGGCUACAUCAACAACCCGGAGGCGACGGCGGCCGCGCUGUCCAAGGACGGUUGGCUGGACAGCGGCGACAUCGGGUUCCUGGACGACGAGGGGUUCCUCGUCGUCUGCGACCGCCAGAAGGACAUCAUCAUCCGCGGCGGCGAGAACAUUGCCAGCGCUGAAGUCGAGCACGUCAUCUACGCCGACGACCGCGUGGCCGAGGCCGCCGCCGUCGCGGUGCCGCACGACCUGUGGGGCGAGCUCGUGGGCGUCGCUGUCACGCUUGCGCCCGGCGCGACGGCCACGCCCGAGAGCAUCCUCGAGCUCGCAAAGCCCCGUAUCCGCACGCCCGCACACCCCGCAAUCGUGGUCAUUCUCGACGAGCCGCUCGCGCGGAACGCCAACGGCAAAAUUCUCAAGAACGAGGUCAAGAAGGAGGUUGUUGCGCGUUGGGAGGCGCAGGGCCGCGACGGCGGUGUUGUUAGAGCCAAGCUGUGAGAGUGUAGGGUUAGCAGAGGCAUCGUACAGACAAGAAUGAACACCGUAGUGAGCACCGGGAUUGAGUGGAGAGGAAAAGGGGGAUGUAUACUGGACAUUGCAGGGCAUCCGUUGAGGGAUGCACAGCGUGAGGCUGCGAGGUGUGACAAAG
Cutaneotrichosporon oleaginosum is the source of this 1978-nucleotide messenger RNA. RefSeq lists its product as uncharacterized. Gene Ontology annotation, biological process: fatty acid metabolic process. Lineage: Eukaryota; Fungi; Basidiomycota; Tremellomycetes; Trichosporonales; Trichosporonaceae. The record is from RefSeq and is a predicted model, not a curated record. Gene Ontology annotation, molecular function: medium-chain fatty acid-CoA ligase activity.